Rattus norvegicus (Norway rat) is the source of this 9716-nucleotide messenger RNA. NCBI's taxonomy places the organism in Eukaryota, Metazoa, Chordata, Mammalia, Rodentia, Muridae. The record is from RefSeq and is a predicted model, not a curated record.
UCUUAUUGCUAUUCUUUAUCUUGUGUAGAUGGGAGUCUUGGUGUUUUUCCCACAUGGGCCUUGAACUCCUGGGUUCAAGUUAUUUUCCCUUCUGUCCCCAAGUGGCUAUUAACUUAUUUUUGAAGCAGGAUCUUAGUAUGUAGGCCAGGCAGGCUUCGAGUAGCACUUCUACCUCGCCUCCAAAUUGCUAGGGUUCGUUCUUUCUUUCUCUCUCUCUCACUCUCUCUCUCUCUUUCUUUCUUUCUUUUUCCUUCUUUCCUUCUUCCUUCCUUCUUUUCUUCCUUUCCUUUCCUUUUCUCUCUUUAUUUUUUCCUUCCUUCCUUCCUUCUUUUUCUUCCUUUCCUUUCUUUUUUUUUUUUUUUUCUGGAAGCAGGGUUUCUCUGUGUAGCUCUUGGCUGUCAGAGCAGACUAGCCUUAAACUCAGGAACUCAGAGAUCUGCCUGCCUCUGCUUCCCGAAUGCUGGGAUUAAAGGCAGGAGACACCACUCUCUGGCCAAGGAUUAUUUAAUUUUUAACGGGAUCAUGGAAACAUGAAAAAUUAUGUGUGCAUGGUGGAACGCACCUGUAAUCCCAGCAGUCAGGAGGCAGAGGCAGGGGAAUCAGGAUUUGAAGGCCAGUCUGAGCAACACGGUGAGAUCCUGUGUGUGAAAAGGACAGAGAGGGCCGAGCCAGUAAAACGUUUGCUGGGUUGGUAUGAGAACCGAGUAUGACCCUCCGGCACUCACAUGAAAAGCCUGUCACAGCAGGGCUGAGGUAGACCUUAGGAGACUCCUCGGCCAGUCAGUCUAGCCCAAUUGGUGACCUCCAAGUUGGACGAGAGACCCUGCCUCAAAAUAAGGUGGAAUGUGGUAGAGGUCCUGACAGACCUCUGUCUUCACAGAGACUCACAUGUGGGCGUCGUGCAUACAAUGGGCACGCAUAAGGGCGUGCAUACACAAGGGCAUGUAUACACAUGUGCGCACCCACAGAAAAAGAAAGGCAGAAGGAAGAAAGCAAAGAAAGAAGAAUAAAUAAAGGAGAGGGGGAAAAAAGAAGGAAGGGAGAAGAGACAUUUGUACAUUGUGUGAUUUCUGAAUCCUGGUUUUGUUCUCUAUCUAAUGAGGCCAAACCUUGUUCUCCAUGGAGAGAUAAAUAAUCUUUAGGAGAGCAUGCCGAACAGUCUGAACGCAAAGCAACAACGAAUGUUUUACACGCCAAGGACGGGAAGAAGUGCGGGGAAAACCAAGCCUUCUGACCCUGGUUGUUUUGUGAGGCCUGAAGCAGCGUCUGAGAGCUGAGGAACAGCCAGGCUAAUUUGCUAAAUAUUUUGCAGGCCUAGAAUAUGGAUGGAAUGUCACAGGGCCUCAGCACCCUUCGAAGUAGGUGGAUUCAUUUUUUUCCUCCCUUAAAAAAAGGAGCCAAAGUGCAAGGGCCUUUUCCAGCGCUUAUGUGGUUGAGCGAGGAGAUCCCAACAAAAGCAGUAGAGGCCCAGGGCCAGUAGUGAGCACCGAGCGAUGACAGUUUUUGAAGAGCCCAGUGGUAGCUCUUUUUAGCCUCCCAGGAAACCAGCUCAGGGAGGUAAAGGAAGUCUCAGGAAGUUACCAAGCUAGGAAGUCCCAGACUUCAGAUUCCAGCCCCACACAAAACCCAGACUUUCAGUCUUCUUCAGGGUUGAGUUGUAGGCGCUCACCCUUCAGACAGUGGCCCUGUCUUUUUCACAGCAGCCCUUUGGCUUGCUUCCUUCCACAGGCAUCCAUGUGGGUGAAAUAUCAGAAUAUCUGUGGGUGAAUAUCUGUGUUCUCUGUUCUGUGGGGUGGCCUGGUGGCUGGAAGUUAGUAAGCAUUGGUUGAAAACUGAGCAUGGAGGGGCCAGGCUUGCCCUCUCCAAAUACCACUAAGAGGUAUGUGAACUCAUUCCGGGAGGAAUUAGAGUCGAUGAACCUUGGAAGAAAAGGUGAAGAGGGUGACCUAGAGUUUGGGUAAAGAGAGGCUUGAGAAGGUAGACUGGAGAAGGUGGGUGGGUGACCAGAAUGCUUCUCUUGGCAACCUAUGUUUUUUUUUUUUUUUUUUGGUUCUUUUUUUCGGAGUUGGGGACCGAACCCAGGGCCUUGCGCUUCCUAGGUAAGCGCUCUACCACUGAGCUAAAUCCCCAGCCCCAACCUAUGUUUUUUUAAAGAUGUAUUUUAUUUUAUGUGUGUUUCUGCAUGUAGGGUUUGUGCACACAUGAGUGCAGAUGCCAAUAGAGUUUAGAAGAUGGCAUCAGAGCCCCCCUGGAGCUGGAAUUACAGGCAGUUAUACCCUGUGGGUACUGGGACCCGAACUCAGGUCUUCUGCGAGCAGCAUACACUUAGCUACUAAAGCACCUCUCCAGCCCAAGGCGGUUUAUCUUUUGGGCUGCCUGCUUACAGUUUGCCCUCUAGUGCCCUAUAGAUCCAUGGUAGGGCAGCUGGGGUUAAGACUCCUUCCCUGGGGAAGUCACUUCCCAGCCACCUUUUCUGGGUCUGUGGACAAGUGCCAAUUUUCAGAAUUCAGAUUCCUCCUGCAAUCCGGAAGUAUUGUCCUGGCUGCUCCUCGCUGAGAACAACUUAAUGAUUAAAUAGGUCAGUGUCCUCAGGAGUACCAACUCUAGCUAAACUUCCCUGGUCCUUAAAUGUGUCCCCACAAAUCAGGUGUGUCAGGGGACAGUUGACCACUUCCCUCCCCAAGACAGGGUCUAAUGCAGCCCAGGCUGGCCUUGUACUUGCUAUAUAGCUAAGGAUGACCCUCAAUUGCUGAUCCUCCUGCCUCCACCUCCCAAGUGCUGAGAUUACAGGUGGGUGCCAGCACACUAGGCUACGAUACAGUUGUUUUUCUAACCCUCCCCCCAGAUCCACUGGCACAGAUUGAAGGGCUUUUGUAUUUGUUAUGAUGCUGGGUGGGACCUUGGGCCUUGUGCCGGCCAAGGCCACACUCCCAGCUUAAUGACAGAUUUUUUUUUUCCGUUUGUUUGUUUUUGUUUUCUUUUUAUUUUUUUAAAUUGGAUUUUUUUUAAAAUUUACAUCUCAAAUGUUAUCCCUUUUCCCGGUUUCCCAUCCAUAAACCCCCUAUCCCAUCCUCCUCCUCCCGUUUAAGGACAGCUUUUUAAAGAAUUCCCCUCAAGCUAGCCACAGGCUGUGAUUUCUCUGAUCACUUUAGUAGUCGUAAAAAUGGCAGCAGUGAUUUACUGAGCCUCUAAAUGGGGCUCAAACUUAGUUCCAGCCAUUUAAAUAUCAGCAGCAAUUUCUUUAUCUUUUUUUUAAAUAUUUAUUUAUUUAAUGAAUAUAAGCACACUGUAGCUGUCUUCAGACACAUCAGAAGAGGGCAUCGGAUCCCAUUACAGAUGGUUGUGAGCCACCAUGUGGUUGCUGGGAAUUGAACUCAGGACCUCUGGAAGAGCAGUCAGUGCUCUUAGCCACUGAGCCAUUUCUCCAGCCCCAGUCAGCAGCAAUUUCUAAGGUGUGCACUUUUAUCUUUCCCACAAGGGAGCCAAGAACCAGAGAGUCCUUUUUUUUUUUUCUUAAAGAUUUAUUUAUUUACUCUAUUUAUGUGAGUACACUGUCACUGUCUUCAGACACACCAGAAGAGGACAUCAGAUCCCAUUACAGAUGGUUUAUGAACCACCAUGUGGUUGCUGGGAUUUGAACUCAGGACCUCUGGAAGAGCAGUCAGUGCUCUUAACCGCUGAGCCAUCUCUCCAGCCCUUACCCUUUUAUUCUUAACUCCUCUUCUGAUUCCUGCUGAAUCAGCCAAGAGCACCUGCUGUCCUCCUGGACCCUAGACGCUUGGGACCAGUUGGCUCCGCUCUUCUUUUGUUGUGUGAACUUGUGUACGCCACAGCUCUCCAGAUAGCACCAUACUCCUGUCAUGGAGGUGUUGUCUGUGACUGAGGCCUGACUGGGAGGGCACAUGUGGAGCCUGGAUUUUACUAGUGUGGGAGUCAGUAAGAAAGGGAGGAGGAUGGCAUCUUUAGUCCCACCUUCCUAUGACAUCACACAAGACACCUCCAGAUCCUUGGAAGCCCCAGCCUUAGGGUCCCUUGUCUGUGCAAGUGCCACUAGCACUGAGCAUUCGGUGAUUUUGUACCGUCCCACAGCAGAUAUCAUUGGGUUCCAGGAUCCAGGGAGAUACCCCCAGGUUCCCAGUGUAGGUUGAGAGGCCUAGUGGGAGGUGGUGGCAUUAUGCUGAGCUGGCUUUCCAGGCUAGGCAGGGCCUGGCUGCUUGAUUGGCAGACCAUUCUGGAUGCCCUAGGGCCUCUCUCCACAGUCAGCUCUUUCCGUUGGCCCAAGCUUGACCUCUGAUUCUGGUUUCUCAGGUGGGUCUCUGAGUUUAUGGCCAGCCUGGUCUACAGAGCUAGGCAGAGAAACCCUGUCUUGAAAAACAAGAGUGUCCAGGUUUUCAGGCAGAGCACCGGUUCCCUGGGCAUGCUCUCUCCCACUUCCUCUGGCCUUAAGUAAGAACCUCUUUAUCUCUCUGGGGUGCACCUUAUGUAACAACUAAUUGGGGACUAGUGCUUACCUCCCAGGGAACUGAUUAUAAAAAGACAGUGAAGAAUGAACAGAUAGAGAGAGCUGUUUGGUUUCACCUGGCUUCACCAUGCGGUCAUGACUGGGGAAGGAGGCCUAAGCCACGUAAACUUGACAUAUGUAGGGCUCAACAAAGCUGAGUAGAUUUUGCUAUUGGACUCCCCAGAGCCUAUGGUGACAUUGGGAGGGUCCAGGAGUGAGAGACAGAGCCUAGGAGUGGACUUAACAGAUCACAGGGAACCCAGGCAGUCAAGGGGGUAACUAGGUGUCCAUAGGAUCCAUCCAGCUUCACUGUGCCCAGGGUAGAGAGGAAGCCUUGCUGUGUUGGUAGGGUCUAGGAGGAAACUCUCAGGUCUAGUGUCCUUGUGAGCCACACAAGAUGUGUUCUGAGGCCUAUUCUGCCCCUGCAGACAAAAGACCAAUGGAGGCCACGUUGUUAUGGCUAAAGUCCAUUCUCUUGAGAAGAGGGAGAAGCCCUGGGUGGAGAUUGUUAAUAGUCCUUGUUAAUAGGUCAUCUGAAGGAUUCCUGAGUCUGUGUUGAGUCAGGCUCUCUGAGGUGAAGGAAUCAGAAGAGCCCCAUUUGUGCUCCCGAAGGCUAAGGAGCCCCCAUGUACAGAGGUGUGUGACUGAUCCAAGUUUGGCAGCCUAGAGAGUGGGUGUUUAGGGAGGGAGGGCAGGUUUGGGGCAGGUCCUGAUGCCACCUGCACACAUCACACUCUUGAAUUGUGUAUGCAUCUCCUGGGUGGCCUGGGGGUAGAGGCAGUGAGGCUCACACAGUCUUGGCUGGGGCAACGGUAUCUUUGGCUGGCAUCUGGUGCUCCAUGGACAGAGUCUAGAAAGCUUGAUCAGGGAGUUGUCUGGCAGAUAUCAAGAGAUGAAGGUGGUGUCUGAGGGUUACCAUGGCAGUGGUGAGCUCCGGGCCCAAGCAGCUUGGGGAGGAAAGGAUUUAUUUGGUUUAUGCUUCCACAUAUAACAGUUCAUUUUCACAGGCGGUCAGGACAGGAACUCACUCAGGGCAGGGACCUAGAGGCAGAGGGCAUGGAGGGAUGCUGCUUGCUGGCUUGCUCAGCCUGCUUUCUUAUAGAACCCAGCCCACGGACGCCCCCACCCACAAUUGGCUGGGCCUUCCCUCAUUAAUUACUAAUUAAGAAAAUGCUUUCUAGGCUUGCCUCCAUUCCAAUUUCACAGGGGCGUUUUCUCAAUUGAGGCUCCUGUUUUCAAGUUGAUAGAAAACUAGCCAGCACAGAUUGAUAAACCUGGAUUAAGGAGCAGGCAGCAGGCAAAUGCGCCGUGUUUAUUAAAGGAAUGACACAUGGCACCUGUCACUCUUUCUUCAACUUUUUUUUUCUUCUUUGUCAUAAAGUACUUGACAAAGACGAGUCAAGUGAGGAAGGGUUUGAUUUGGGCUCACAGUUCGAGGGUGCACAGUCCACCGAGGUUGGGAGGACACCGAGGUGUGCACUUCAGGCAGGUGGUCACAUUGUACCCGGUCAGGAAGCAGAAAGAAAGGAAGGCUGGUGUGAAGUGCCUUUCUCUCACUCCUUUUUGGAAAUGUCUUUUUUUUUUUAAUUGGAAAUAUAAUUUUUUUUUGGGUUCUUUUUUUCAGAGCUGGGGACCGAACCCAGGGCCUUGCGCUUCCUAGGCAAGCGCUCUACCACUGAGCUAAAUCCCCAACCCCGGAAAUAUAAUUUUUUAAUACAAUGUAUUCUAAUUAUGGUUUCCCCUCCCACAACUCCUCCCUGAUCCUCCCCACUUCCCCACUCACCCCAGACAACAUCCUUUCUUUCUCUCACUAGAAUAUAAACAGUCAUCUAUAAUAAUAAUAAUAAUAAUAAUAAUAAUAAUAAUAAACUAGAUUAGAACAAAACAUACAAACAAACAAACAACAACAGCAACAAACCAAAGAAAAACUAGAAGAAACACAGAGAUGCUGAGACACACACAGAGAAAAGUCAGAAAAAAUAAAAUAAAACCAGAGACCAUAAUAUAUAAGCAAAAAAUAUGUAGGAGGUGAGGAGAAGCUCAGACAAAGCAUUGUGAGACAAAAACAAAAACAAGACAAGGCAAAAACAAAGACCUCUGCUCUUUAAAAGAAAAGGAAAGAAAAAAAGGGCCGUUUUAUGUUGGCCAUCCACUGCUGGGCCUGGGGCCUGCCCCUAAGUAUGGUUUGUGUACCCAGUGAGACUUCACUGGAGAAAACUAACUUUUCCUUUACAAGCAGUAUCAGUUGGAGAUAGCUUCUGGGUUAGGCAUGUGGGGUUCUGUUUAACCCCCCCCCCCGUAUUCUACCCUAAUCUGGCUUAGAUUCGUGCAGGCGUUGGGUAUGCAGUCAGGGUCUCUGUGAGUUCAAACCCCAGGGGCACAGGUCGGGAGGAUGUUGCAGGUUUCCCUUGAAUCUAAUUCUAGAUAAACCAGGUUUAAUCCCUCGUCCUGGAACUCAGAGCUUGGGACUGCACCUGUCCUGAUUCCCACCUAGCCUACGUCACACCCCAGACCAACUUCCUUCCCUUUUUAGUCCACAAAGUAUGGAGACGAACUGCCCCAGCCUCUGAGCUCACAGCGACACACUUAACGCCCGUGUGAGGUAUAACGGUUUGAUGGUAGGCACUGAAGUAGAGAGGUCGGGGGUCAAAGAAGAAAUAGGUUUUGAAGAAUUAAUAGGCGUCUGCUGAGCUGGCAAGGUGAGCAGGAUGUCACAGUAGAGGCAACAGCAUUGUGCAAAGUCGGGACUUGAUGCAAUGGCUGCAAAUGUCUGGUAUAGCUGAGAUAAGGCACAGUCGCACUGGGGCUGGGUAGUAAGGCCAGAGGAGGAAGUGGGUGGGGCCGGGGGAGCAGGGGGUAGAUUAUGCAAAGGGAGGGGGAGUGGGCAUUCCUGGUAGCUCUGGAUGGGUUGUAGGUAGAGGUCAUGGGUCUGUUAAUAAGGGCGUUGUCACUCAGAGAGAACACGGAUGGUGGCACAAGCUCCCGGGCUCAGAAAGCCUGUCUCCACAUUCUGAGUUCAGCAUGGCUCUACUUAAGCAGAGAAAAAUAGUUAGGGCUGCUGUGUGGUGACUCUGCUAGAAAGUGACUGAGAGGCAGGACGCUUUAUGAAUGAGUGAACGAGGCCCUGAGGUCCCAGGCAUGGCGAUGGCAGUAGCCCAGAAGUUCAGCCACCUGCUGUCCAGCCUGUGGCACGUGGGCCAGAAGCCUCUGCAAGCAGAACCGGUGUUUACAGUGGACCGGGCCGAGGUGCCACGGCUCUUCUGGAAGCCGUACAUCUAUGCUGGCUACCGGCCGCUGCACCAGAACUGGUGUUUCUACUUCCGCACACUGUUCCAGCAGCACAACGAGGCUGUGAACGUGUGGACCCACCUCCUGGCGGCCCUGGCCCUGCUGCUGCGGCUGAUCGUCUUGGCGGGGAGCGUGGACUUCUGGGAAGACCCUCACGCUCUGCCCCUCUUCAUCAUUGUCCUGGCCUCCUUCACCUAUCUCUCCUUCAGUGCCCUGGCUCACCUCCUGCAGGCUAAAUCGGAGUUCUGGCAUUACAGCUUCUUCUUCUUGGACUAUGUGGGUGUGGCCGUGUACCAGUUUGGCAGUGCCCUGGCACACUUUUACUAUGCCAUAGAGCCGUCCUGGCAUGACAAGGUGCAGGCUAUUUUCCUGCCCACCGCUGCCUUCCUGGCCUGGCUCUCCUGCGCUGGCUCCUGCUACAACAAGUACAGCCAGAAGCCAGGCCUGCUGGGGCGCUCUUUCCAGGAGGUGCCCUCGGCGCUGGCCUAUGCGCUGGACAUCAGCCCCGUGGUGCACCGCAUCAUAGUGUCUCCCCUCCCGGCCGAGGAGGAUCCCGCCCUUCUGUAUCACAAGUGCCAGGUGGUUUUCUUUCUUUUAGCUGCUGCGUUUUUCUCCACGGUUAUGCCUGAGAGUUGGUUCCCCGGCAGCUGCCACAUCUUUGGGCAGGGACACCAAGUUUUCCAUGUCUUUUUGGUGCUGUGCACUUUAGCCCAGCUAGAAGCUGUGACGCUGGACUAUCAGGCUCGGGGAGCCAUCUAUAAGCCUCUGCACGCCCGUUGGCCCCACAACUUCUUCGGUCUCUUCCUGCUCACCGUGGGCAGCAGCAUCCUCACCGCGCUGCUCCUCAGUCAGCUGGUGCGGCGCAAACUCCAUCAGAAGACCAAGUGAAAGCGAGUGGGUGGGAGCUGGCUGGGGUGAGAGACGAUGCUAGGGACAAAAGCCUAGACUUGGCUCCAGAUGGGAACAAGGCCUGGUAACGUCGAUUAUAUUUGGCAGGCCACGACUCCCUGCAUACAAACUCAGUGGCCAAAGUGGUGCUAGCCAAUCCUUGGACCUGGGGAUUGGCUGGGAGCCUCAGAGCCUUGCUCAAUUCCCUGCCCUGGGAGGGGAAGAGUUGAGGGACUCCGGACCGCCCCUCCCUUGCCUCCUCUCAGAGCUGAGGGUUGAAGGUCGGCUUUGGUCACCACACUGGCUUGGGUUUUCCAGGUCGUUGGGUGAGAGGUAAGACUCAGGCCAGUGUCAAAUUUGAGCAGAGAGGGGAGGGGAAGUCUUAGCAGCCACCACCUACCAGAUCUCUCGGGUGGAGGGAAAAGAAACAGACCAAAAGAUGGGUAGCAUUUUAACUUUACUAUCCCCUGCACCACAGCCUGGAUCGUUGGGCUCCAGAGAGUCCCCAAAGACAAAAGAUCCCCUCCACUGCCCAUAUCGCUGGGUCACAGCCCAGCCACAAAGCCUCACAUCUAGCAUUGGCCUGUUUUUUUUUUUUUCUUUUUUCUUUUUUUUCUUUUUUUUGGAGCUGGGGACCGAACCCAGGGCCUUGUGUUUGCUAGGCAAGCGCUCUACCGCUGAGCUAAAUCCCCAACCCCUGGCCUGUAUUUCUUGCACACUGUUUCCAGCCUCUCCCCGCAACUCAUUUAUGAUUUUGUGCUAUGUCUCCUUAGCUCACAGUUUCCGGGGGCUCCAGGCUUUAGAACCAUUAGGAAUUGUCAAGAAAAGCUCAAAGGCCAGACUCAUCAGCACUGAUGGGACCCUCGGAGCCUUGGGCUGGGAAGGGUGAAGGGUGAGGAGGAGUUCUCAGGCCGAGCUUAGAAGGGCUUUCAGGCAAGGGGGAUGCAGAUGCAGGGAGUUGCGGGGGAGGGGCCUGAGGCAAGAUUGUUCCCGGGGAUCCCUGAGAUGCCCUAGAUUCAAUAAAAUGACUAUGACAUUA